UUAGCCCUAGCUAUAUACAGUUUACAUUGCUCAUUCAACAACAAAAGUCUGCAAUGUUCCCUAAAGAGUUUCAUGCACAUUCUUCAACACUGUCAGUGAUAUUUUCUCCUACUCCAUUCUGAAAGCUUUGGGAAAAGUCCCAGUGCAUGAAGGAUAUCCCCAACGUUUUACGUAACAUCCCCUGCAAUCGCGGACGUAUUUAUAGCGCGCUGUCCGCGCGUCAAAUUUGCAUGGGCGCGGAAUUCUAACGAGGAAGUCAAUCAAGCAGCAGUGAAUUGCAGCGUAGUGGAGUGUGUGUGUAGUAGCUGUGUGCAAGCCAGUUUGACUUUCGACUGGAGCGAGCCCCUCUCUUUAUGAAGAUGUCCACGAGAAGAAGACCGAGAAUAUGGUGGAUAGAGUCGUUGGUAGUACUAUGGACUGCAUCAGUUGCCUGUCGGGCCAUGACGACUAUCCAUUCGGUGUCGCUCAACGUGAACGGUUCCAGAUACAUCACCCCCAACCAAGUAGAGACAGUCAUAUGUAGGGUAACUCAUAAUGCCACCAGCAAAUCAAUCGUCUUUCACCUGAACGGAGAUGCACUAGACGGAACACAUCAGCUGCAAAUUGGCAGAACUGUUAGAGUGGAAGGAUAUGAAAACUGCUUUGUUCCACCGUCAUCUUCGCAGGACAAAUGCAACGAGCUAAUACUAGUAGUUAGAGCAGUCCCGGACGUCAACAACUCAAGAAUAUUCUGCCGUGCUCGUUCAAGAGACAUCAAUUCUGAUAUGAGGAGAAUAGACAGCAGUGAAUCGGUCACAAUCGUUGUGAAAGACUCAGUGGCGGAAGACCCAACGCCAACACCAUCCUGUAGCCCCUCCCCCUCCUCCCUCCCUCCCUCACCGUCAUCACACAGCACACCAUCACCACACACACCCAGUCCAGUCCCCACCCCCCCAGCUGAAGAACCCAGUGUUGGCACAGACCAACAGAGUAAAACAAACACAGUCAUCCCAGAAGGUACAGGAAGAUGGUACGCAGCAGCCCUUGCGGCAGAAACGGUGCUACUAAUAGCAGCUGUGGUUCUCAUUGUCUUUCUCUUCUGCUGUCUCUGCAAAAAGAGCACCAAGUACCACUUCAAUACUGAGGAGAUGAGACCAGUCAGUCCACCAGUCAUCGAUUCCCCCGACACUAAGGCCACCUACAGACGCUCGACAGACCUAGACCUACACACAUAUGCCGACUGUGAUUCAAAGGAACCGAGAUACGUGGAAACUAUGCCACCUCAAUGUGUCUCGGACGUAUAGGAACGGCUCUUAUAUAUAACUCUCUCCCCUCGCACUCUCUCCUUCUUUUUCUUCGAGAGCGGAUGGUGACGCUGUGAUUGAGGAGUCCAGAGCUAGCACAUUGGAUAGCAGUGAUUCAAUGCCCAUCUCACCCUUAAUUUCAGAGUCUCAUCCCAUACUAUGUCUGGUGUUCUUCUUCUUGUGCGUCCGUGUAUAUAUAUAUUAUUAUUGCAAUCACUUCACUUUCUGUUAAUUAAUACCCUACUGUACCUCUUUAUGUUUCAAAACUGUAAAGAUUAAUCAUCUCUGAUUUUAAUUUUGGUAUUUUGUGACGUGUCAGCUCACACUGCGUGUGUCGUACGUGUUGAUUGUGUUGACAUGCUUAAUCCUCCAAUCUUGUGAAUGCAGUGACGAUGCAGCGUAACGGUACUGUAUUGUGUAAAUCAGAUUCAUUGCAGGUGCAGGAUGUAGUGCGGCAUUUUCAUAGAGUUAAGGAACUGGCAAGUGGGCGGGAAACGUUUUGAUUAAUUUUAGUACGG
Geodia barretti is the source of this 1801-nucleotide messenger RNA. The record is from the annotation of a GenBank genome assembly. NCBI's taxonomy places the organism in Eukaryota, Metazoa, Porifera, Demospongiae, Tetractinellida, Geodiidae.